AAGAUCCAAAAAAACUCAACUUCUCCUUUUCCCCAAAUUCACUUCUCCACCGUUGCCACACACUCACAUUUGCUUCAUUUCGCCGUUUCUGUUAAACAAACCAUUACCGUUUAUCGUUGUGAUCGGAUUUUUUACACUCUUUUCCGGCCGGGUUGUUGAAGUAACAAUGGUCGACGUAGACCGGAGGAUGACCGGGCUGAAUCCGGCUCACUUAGCCGGACUCCGCCGUCUAUCCGCAAGAGCCGCCGCUUCUUCUCCGUCAACUCCGGUGCCUCCUCGGAAUAGUCUCCUUUCCUUCUCCUCCCUUGCUGAUAAAGUUAUAUCUCAUCUCAAGAGCUCUGGUAUUCAGGUUCAGGCCGGGUUGUCGGAUGUGGAGUUCGCUAGAGCUGAAGCAGAGUUUGGGUUUGCUUUUCCACCUGACUUAAAAGCUGUUCUCUCCGCCGGUUUACCCAUCGGACCCGGUUUUCCUGACUGGCGCUCUACUGGUCCGGCUCGGUUCCAGCUUCGUGCUUCGAUUGACUUACCCAUCGCUGCAAUUUCAUUCCAUAUAGCUCGUAAUGCCUUGUGGUCUAAGUCUUGGGGUCCUAGGCCAUGUGACCCAGAAAAGGCAAUUAAAAUAGCCAGAAAUGCUCUCAAAAGAGCUCCACUUCUGAUACCCAUUUUCAACCAUUGUUACAUUCCUUGUAAUCCUUGUUUAGCUGGUAACCCAAUUUUCUACGUGGACGAAAAUCGGAUUUUCUGCUGCGGGUUUGAUCUAUCCGACUUCUUUGAUCGUGAAUCAUCUUUGUUCCAAAGUUCAGAUCCUCAGAUUCUUUCAAAACAACGCUCUUUAAGCGAAAAAUCAGCUGGUUCAUCAUCCAUUUUCUCAAGGAGGAGCCUCGAUACACUCUCCGGUGGUCGGACGCCGCGUUGGGUGGAGUUCUGGAGCGAUGCUGCCGUAGAUCGAAGGCGGAGGAACUCAAAUUCGUCAUCGUCAUGUUCAACCUCACCGGAAAGGUACUUUGAAAUGCCCAAGUCCAAAAUGCCUAAUUGGGUCGACGAGUACGUAGAUAAUAUCGGGUCGGUUUUGAAAGAAGGCGGGUGGGCUGAAUCGGAUGUGAAGGAAAUUGUACAAGUUACAGCUUCUGGAUUCUUCGAAGGUGAAAUGAUAUUGUUGGAUAAUCAAGCGGUUAUGGAUGCUCUUCUUGUGAAAGCGGAUCGGUUCUCUGAUUCGCUCCGUAAGGCCGGGUGGAGCUCCGAAGAAGUUUCUUAUGCACUGGGUUUUGAUUAUCGACCGGAGAAGGAAAAGAAACCGGCUAAGAAGCUUUCACCGGAGUUAGCGGAAAGAAUCGGGAAAUUGGCUGAGUCGGUAACCCGUUCACGGUCAUCAUCAUAGAAUUGGUUAACCGGCUACCGGCAAACAUCGAGAUUCCUUUUUUCAUGUUCUUUUUUAGAUUUUCGAAACCUCGGGUUUGGUAUAUGCCUCUUUUUGGGUACAAUUGAUAUUCAGAGGCAAAAAAGAAACAAA
Solanum stenotomum is the source of this 1507-nucleotide messenger RNA. RefSeq lists its product as uncharacterized. The transcript has a single exon. NCBI's taxonomy places the organism in Eukaryota, Viridiplantae, Streptophyta, Magnoliopsida, Solanales, Solanaceae. The record is from RefSeq and is a predicted model, not a curated record. Bases 167 to 1375 code for a protein of 402 amino acids.